UUCCCCCUAAGUAAUACCACGAAUGGUUCCCGAGAUAUGGCCGAGGGACAGUCUUAUUGCGUCACCCGGUACUCUACAAGAAAUUUACUGUAAUGUUCCUGGGCUGCAUUUCAGAGAAUUUAAAAAUUAAAUAGCGAUCAUAAGCUGAUUAUUGCAAUAUUUACGUUUGUUACAAAAUGACCCAUAAAUUUUUUUUGGUAUUCAUUAUUUUUACCGAAAAUAUGUGUUGUGCAUACGCAGUAAUGGUUUUUGUGUUAUUGUCUAUAUCGCAAAGUAAAAGUAAAAAAAAGUAACUAAAUCCCUUUGUUAUUUCCAAUUUUAUUAGGAAUGAUUUAAUUAUUUUGUUUCCGGUGUUGUUUAUAUUGUGAAUAUCCAUGGUAACCAAAUCAAUACACUACCAUCAUGGCCGAGGAAACAAAAUUUAUAAUUACCGAAUUAAAUAAAUUGCUAAAUAGAGAAUAUAAUUUAUCAUCAUUUGAGAGUUUAUCUAAGGAUGAGCUUUUGAGUAUUGUGUGUGAUGUGUUAGUUGUUUUGGACGUAAUACCAAAAGGUGAAUACGACAGUAAUAGUGCAGUAUCCAUAAUUUUUGACGCUUUACAAAAUAUAAAAUAUUCACCUCCCGAUGAUGUGGACCCCGAGGAGUUUUUAAAUGGUAUCUCGCUGGGAAAUAAAUCGAUAAUUCGUAUUAUUGUGCAUUGGCUAUUAUCUAAACCGGAACAAGUGCGAAAAAGAGCCUACCUCUCGAAAUAUGUUGAGAAAAUCGAAUGCCCUCCGGAGAUAUUGGAUGAUGUGGAAGUGGGCGUAUUAUAUGCACAGUACGAAAGUUUAAUUGAAGAAUUUUGGAAGGUUUACAAUGAAAAUAAAAAAGAAGAAAAGCUUGCAGUGGAAGCGGAAGAAUUGCAGCAUGACAUAUCGAAAAUGGAAGAAGAUUCUUUAAAAUUGCAUCAGCGGAUUGAACAGCAAAUGCGAAAAAUAGAAAACAUCCCUCACAAGGAAGGUCUAAUCGCUAUGGUUCGUUCGUAUCGCAACGAGGUCAACGAACAAAAUAAAUUAGAACAACAAAUCUUGGAGCAACAAAAUCUCGAAGUUCAGAUGGAAAAUGAAUUAAAGGAAUUGAAAGAAAUCCUCCUUCAUAAACAAACACGUCACGGGAACAAAGUAGAAUUGGUGCAAUUAAUUGCAGACGAAGUAAAUACAAACAAUAUAAUCGCAGAUCAGCUGGCGGACGAGUUAAAGCAUGUCAAGCAAGAAAUGGACUUGUGCGAAUCGCUGAUACGAGGCCCCGAACCUAGUGAAGCUAAUAUAAAUGAUUUAACUGCAGAGUUGGCGAAACUGAAUGACGAAGUUCAAAACUUAAUUGAAAAUAAAAUGUCUACAAUAGAUGUCAGUUCAGAUAAUCAACUGGUCGCUUUUCGUAAUCAAGCUACGAUCAUCGCUAAUAAGAAACAAGAAGUCUCAAAGUCGGUUAUGGAAUUAAAAAGUAAAAUGAAUUCGAUUCAAGACGAAAUUGUUGAAAAGGAAGAUUUAUUAAAAACACUUAUUGGAGGGCCUCUUCUUCAAGGGGAUAACUUAAAAAAGUAUGUCUCAAAGCUUCGCGCACAAAACAUUCUCUACAAAGAAUAUAAAGGUCAACUAAGCGCUUUAACUACAGAAAUCGGCAUACUAAACCGAACCGUUGAUAUUUUAAAAUCCACCGAUCCUUCAUUUGACGAACUGCUAAAGGGGGAGAGCGUCAAUCACGAAGCGCACUUCGCAAAAACAUCGGCAGACACUAACGAUUUGAAGGAGGAAUUUAAAAGUAUCUCCGAAGAAUCGGAUCGCGUAAGAGCAGAAACUGCCCAACUUCGAGAGGAACUCAAAGUCUGUAUGGCGGACUUGGAACCGAUCCUGAACGAAUACAAUCAGUAUAAGGAAAACUUCGAAGAAGUUACGAAAAUGUCGUCAAAUCAGUUAAAGCAAAUCAACGAGGAGAUAUCUACUCUGGAAGAGGAAAUUAAAACGCAAGAAGAAAAGUGGAAAUCGAUGCAAAGGGAAAAUCAGCGAAAAGAGGAACUGCUCGUUCGAUUAAGUGAAGAUAUUAUAAAUUCUGGAGACGUUCUUAAUACGCAACCGAGCCAAGUUAGUAUCUUGGAAGGCAAGUUGGAGCAGCAAGUAAAAAUCAAGAAUAUGUUGGCCGAUGAAUUAAGUAAUUUGGAACUGCAAAAGGUGGAAAGUCGUGAAAUGCUCGUAAGGUUGGAUGAAAUUAUUAUGCUGUUGAAAGCCAAAUUGAAGUACUCUUCAGCUUAAUAGGUUUUUAUUUCAUUGUAUAGGAGUGUAAUAACGUUGAUUGUUGAUAUCUUGUUAUUUUGAUAUGUAGAAUACAAUAUUGAAUUAAAUCGCUAACAUUCUGUUGGUUAAGAAGAUAAAGAUAGUGGUGAAUUUGAAU
Messenger RNA from Photinus pyralis (common eastern firefly), 2425 nucleotides. Its product is annotated as intraflagellar transport protein 81 homolog. The transcript is spliced from 2 exons. Gene Ontology annotation, biological process: intraciliary transport; cilium assembly. The record is from RefSeq and is a predicted model, not a curated record. NCBI's taxonomy places the organism in Eukaryota, Metazoa, Arthropoda, Insecta, Coleoptera, Lampyridae. Bases 403 to 2286 code for a protein of 627 amino acids. Gene Ontology annotation, cellular component: centrosome; cilium; intraciliary transport particle B. Gene Ontology annotation, molecular function: tubulin binding.